This is a messenger RNA of Protobothrops mucrosquamatus (brown spotted pit viper), 2633 nucleotides long. Its product is annotated as ectonucleotide pyrophosphatase/phosphodiesterase family member 1. The transcript is spliced from 20 exons. The annotation marks the transcript as partial. The record is from RefSeq and is a predicted model, not a curated record. Gene Ontology annotation, molecular function: phosphodiesterase I activity; dinucleotide phosphatase activity; nucleic acid binding. Gene Ontology annotation, cellular component: cell surface. Lineage: Eukaryota; Metazoa; Chordata; Lepidosauria; Squamata; Viperidae. Gene Ontology annotation, biological process: regulation of bone mineralization; nucleoside triphosphate catabolic process; inorganic diphosphate transport.
AUUUACAAAACCUCCAGUGUUGCUGUUUUCUUUGGAUGGAUUCCGAGCUGAAUAUUUGCAAACGUGGGGCAAACUUCUUCCUGUUAUUAGCAAAUUAAGAAAAUGUGGGACAUAUACUCGCAGCCUAAGGCCAGUAUAUCCAUCAAAAACAUUCCCUAAUCAUUACAGCAUUGCUACGGGUCUGUACCCAGAAUCCCAUGGUCUAGUGGAUAACAAAAUGUAUGAUCCAGAGAGAAAUGCUACUUUCACACUCAAAAAUGCCGAGAAGUUUAAUCGACAGUGGUACCAAGGACAGCCAAUUUGGCUGACUGCAAUGUAUCAGGGACUAAAAUCUGCUUCGUUUUUCUGGCCUGGUUCAGAUGUUGAUGUCAAUGGAAGUUUUCCAAACUUGUACAAAUUAUACAAUAGAUCAAUACCAUUUGAAGAAAGAGUAGUAACAUUUCUUAGCUGGCUAAAAUUACCAGAAGAAGAAAGACCACACUUUUACACUCUGUAUUUAGAAGAACCAGAUUCCUCAGGACACCAUUAUGGGCCAAUCAGCAGUGAAGUCAUUCUUGCAUUAGAGAGAGUAGACAAAGUGGUUGGGCUGUUGAUGGAUGGGCUUAAGCAAAUGAACCUUCACAACUGCGUUAAUAUUAUUCUUAUUUCUGACCAUGGAAUGGAGGAAGCUAACUGCCAAAAAACAGUCUACCUGGAUGCAUAUUUGGGCAAUGUUAAAGACCUGUUUGUGGUACCCGGCCCUGCAGCUCGCUUAAGACCCCAAAAUUCUCCAGAUGAGUAUUUCUCUUUUGAUUAUGAAGGCCUUGUCAGAAACCUUACAUGUUUGCUCCCAGAGCAGCAUUUCAAAGCAUACCUGAAGCAGAUGCUUCCCAAGCGAUUUCACUAUGCCAGUAAUAAACGGAUUGAAUCGAUACAUUUUUAUAUGGACCAGCAGUGGCAGCUUGCCCGGAUACGGUCUGAGCUCAAAUAUUGCACUGGUGGAUUUCAUGGGUCAGACAAUGUAUUUGCAAACAUGCAGGCACUCUUUAUUGGAUUUGGGCCUGGAUUCAAGUUUCAAACAGAAGUUGAUCCAUUUGAAAAUAUUGAAAUCUACAACUUAAUAUGUGAUCUUCUUGAUUUAACACCAGCCCCUAACAAUGGAACUCAUGGAAGCCUCAGCCACCUUCUAAAGAGAGUCACUUAUAUUCCCAAGCAUCCCCAAGAAGAAAGCAAUCCUUCUGCAUGCCCUUUGGUGAGGCAGAGGACCUCCACUGAUGGCCAUAUCUGCUCAUGUAAAUCUUUGCCCUUGCGACCGAUUCAACCACAGGUAGAUCUUACUAUUUCAGAAAUAAAGAAGAUAGAAGAAUACAACUUGCCUUUUGGGAGGCCCCAUGUACUCCAAAAGAAGCAGACGUUUUGCCUCCUUCACAACCAUCAUUAUGUCAGUGGAUUUAGCCAGAACAUCAAGAUGCCUUUGUGGAGUAGCUAUUCUGUUAACAAGCAUGACAGCUGGAAUGCCUCUGCAGGUGCCAUCAGAAGCUGCUUCUACACGGAUCAUCGUAUUUCUUUAAAUAGCAGUCAAACUUGUUCACUUUACAAAAAUCACCCUCAGCUUAACUAUGGAUUUCUUUUUCCUCCAAAUCUGAUUGAAGAAGAUAAGAAAAAUUAUUAUGAAGGACUUCUCUCAAGCAACAUAGCACCAAUGUAUUCUGCUUUUCAAGUGAUUUGGGAAUAUUUUAGUGCUGUCCUACUACCAUCAUAUGCUGCAGCCAGAAAUGGUGUAAAUGUGAUCACAGGUCCUAUAUUUGAUUACGACUACAAUGGCGUAUAUGAUACACCAGAGGAAAUAAGAAGGCACUCAACUAAUUUAGCGGUCCUCAUUCCAACUCACUACUUCAUUACAUUGACAAGUUGUAAAAAUGUUUCCCAAACGCCUUGGCAAUGUGAAGGAUCCCUUGAUGUUGUAUCUUACAUUAUACCCCACAGAGAAGACAACAGUGAAAGUUGCAUAGUUGGCAAGCCCAAAUCUUUAUGGGUCGAAGAGAGAAUGAGAUUUCAUGUUGCUCGAAUUAGAGACGUGGAACUCCUUACAGGACUUAGCUUUUAUCACGAAGGAAAGCAGCCUGUGGCUAAUAUUCUACAGUUGAAAACCUAUUUACCAAGUUUUGACAAAGCCAGAAUUUAACUCUGUUACGUUUCCGUACCAAAAAAGAGAGACUAGAUCACAGCUACGUAAACACGCUGGAAGAUUUUCAGAAGGUACUGGAGCAAAAUGGGAACAAGAGAGAAACUGUGCCACAUUUUGUAUCUCAGGGACAUUUAAUGGACCACCUAUAUCAGAGACAAAUAGCUUUCAGCCUUAUUAUUCUCUUCAGUUUGAUAGAAAUGUCUAUACUGUUAUAAAAGACUAUCUGCAACAUCAACACAACAGAUCAAAUGGGAUAAAAACCAACAGUUCUACAUUGAUUUCAACUGCAUAAAAGUGUUCAGGAAUUACUUUAUUCUGCCUAAGGUUUUUUUUUUUUUUUAAACAAAGAGGCAAGAGCAAAUUAACUACAAGUGAACCGAACUGGCAUGUAUAUUUCAAAAGUUAUAAGUAAUAUACAAAGAUUUUUUUAUUGUCAUUUUCUGAACUUUGUUUCACUCUGUUGAAU